AUGCCUCCCAAUGGCGGCAACCCAAAAGAUGAGCGAGUCACUGGAGAAAUGAUCCAUAACUAUCUCCAGCAAUACGCGGAAGAUCAUGAUCUCUUACAUCGAAUUCGCUUCAACACCUUCGUUACCAACGCCUCGCGGGGAGAGGAUGGAUGGCGCCUGGCAUUCAAAGACUCCACAGACGUUGUCAUAACAGAAAAGCUCAUCGUUUGCACCGGAGUCACGUCCAUUCCUUGUAUUCCUGAAUACCCAGGCACCAAAAGUGCGACGAUUCCCAUCAUCCACUCGCGGGAUCUGGGAAGCUCGUACCCCAUGCUGCAGAACCCGUCCUUGGAGCACGUCGCUGUGGUUGGCGCGGCGAAAUCCGCCUACGACGCCGUCUACUUGCUUUUGUCCAUGGGCAAGAAGGUCACUUGGAUCAUCCGGCGGGAGGGUGCGGGUCCGCUGGCGAUAUUGCCAUUCAAGAUUCUGGGAGUGAUGAACUCAAUCGCUGUCGCAUCUACCCGCCUCAUGACAUACUUGACACCGUCUAUCCUCAACACCAAGGGACCCAUCUUCUGGGCGUUCCAGCGGAAUCCUGUAGGGCGUUGUCACGCCCACGCUGGGUAUUCAAACGGUGACCAUGUUGCGAUGCUCAGACCGGAAAUCGAUCGACAGAGUGUUUUCUGGGCUAAUUCCGGCCUGGGUGUCGUCACGCUCCCCGAUUUCUGGCCAACACUGCACAAUCCCAACCUGACCGUGCUCCGAGACGCGAUUGACACGGUCAAGGGAGAUAAUCUCUCGCUGCAGUCCGGCCAGACGCUGAGGACGGACUGUCUCGUGCUGUGCACUGGUUGGGGAGAUCACUUUGGUAUGUUCGAUGAGAAGACAAAGGCAGAACUCGGGCUUCCCCUCUCCUCGCCCGACGAGCCGGCUUCAAAUACUGGUAUCGACUGGAAAGAAUACGACUCCAUGGCCGAGAAACUUGUGGAUCAACAACUGCCAUUCCUUGCCGAUCCGCCAAAGUUGAAAUAUACCCACCGGAUUGGGACCCACCGCUACUGGAGGUUAUAUCGUCGCGCCAUUCCCAUCGAACUUGCGCAGAAAGGGGACCGGUCCAUCGCCAUCCUCGGGCAGAUCCACACUGUACAGACGCCUCUCGUGUCCGAAGUGCAGUCGUUUUGGAGUAUACUGUACCUUCUUGGGGAGCUAGACCUGCCGAGCGUAGACGAGAUGGCCCGGGAAAUCUCGUUGUGGAAUGCUUGGACAAGGAAGAGGUACCUUACGCAAGGACACAAGUUCCCAUACUCUCUGUACGAGUUCCUCCCGUAUGUCGACGUUCUGUUUAAAGACCUGGGAUUGAAUAGCCGUCGGAAGUCAAACAAAGUGGCGGAGCUUUUGGAGCCUUACAAGCCAGAGGAUUUCAAUGGGUUCAUUGAUGAAUACUUGGCAAGAAGGGGUGGCACCGGUUUCAGUUGUGCAAAUUCCCGGGAAGCUUAA
This is a messenger RNA of Aspergillus terreus NIH2624, 1476 nucleotides long. RefSeq lists its product as uncharacterized. The transcript has 4 exons. The record is from RefSeq and is a predicted model, not a curated record. Lineage: Eukaryota; Fungi; Ascomycota; Eurotiomycetes; Eurotiales; Aspergillaceae. The coding region runs from base 1 to 1476 and encodes 491 amino acids.